This is a messenger RNA of Hyposmocoma kahamanoa, 2481 nucleotides long. RefSeq names its product disks large 1 tumor suppressor protein (gene dlg1). The coding region runs from base 1 to 2481 and encodes 826 amino acids. Gene Ontology annotation, cellular component: postsynaptic density membrane; neuromuscular junction; neuron projection. The transcript is spliced from 19 exons. Lineage: Eukaryota; Metazoa; Arthropoda; Insecta; Lepidoptera; Cosmopterigidae. Gene Ontology annotation, molecular function: protein binding. Gene Ontology annotation, biological process: chemical synaptic transmission. The record is from RefSeq and is a predicted model, not a curated record.
AUGCCAGUUCGUAAGCAAGAGGCCCACCGAGCAUUAGAACUGCUGGAAGACUACCACAGCAAACUAGUAAAGCCUCAGGAUCGGCAGCUGCGUCUUGCUAUCGAGAGGGUCAUCAGGAUAUUCAAGUCCCGACUCUUUCAAGCUUUACUCGAUAUCCAAGAGUUCUAUGAACUAACCCUCCUCGAUGACACCAAGUCUGUCCAGCAGAAGACUGUGGAAACCAUCCGCAUUGCCAACAAGUGGGAAGCGGAUAAUGUUAGACGAGAAAUCGCGACAGAGGAGAGCGACUACAGAUCGGUCUCCAAUGCAUUCCUUCAGGACAACAACCGGAAAUCUGAUGCUCCGCACAUUGAAACGCCCGAUUCAACGAAAGUGGGCACCGUGCAAAUCGUCGCAUCACCUCCUAGCGGUGAAGAUGAAGAAAAGCGGGUUCACGUUGCAUCACCUGAAAUGAAGCAGGUGAAUGGUAUUGAAGGUGGUGCUACAGAACGCACACAAGAGGAGGGUUAUGUGUACCUGACGAUAGUCUUGUCCCGCGCGGGCGGCGCCGGCCUCGGUUUCAGCAUCGCUGGGGGGUCAGACAACCCCCAUGUGGCUGAUGAUCCACACAUCUAUGUCACAAAACUAAUACCUGGAGGCGCGGCCGCCGCCAGCCAGUUGCAAAUUAAUGACGCCAUUCUACAGGUGAACGAUACGAAUGUCGAAAAUGUUACGCACGCUGAAGCGGUAGACGCGUUGAAAAAGGCUGGAAAUACUGUGAGACUGAAAAUAAAACGGCGCGGGACUGAAGAUACGCUAAGCGUAUCGCAACCAACAAAUAAAGAGGAAGCUGUGGAAAUAGAGCUAGUAAAGGGAGGCUCUGGCCUUGGUUUUAGUAUAGCUGGUGGGGUAGGAAAUCAACACAUCCCAGGAGAUAAUGGCAUCUACGUAACGAAGAUCAUGGCAGGCGGAGCGGCGCAUCGGGAUGGCCGACUCAGAGUCGGUGACAAACUUCUCAUGGUUAAAAAUACUUCGCGUGGCGAUGUGAAUCUGGACAAUGUGACGCAUGAAGACGCUGUCAGUGCUCUGAAAGCUACUGGCGAACGGGUUCAGCUCGUGCUCAUUCCAGGCCCGCGGCAUGGACAACCCUCGCCGAGAACUUCUAGAGCCAAUACUCCAUCCAGCGCAGCGAACUCGCUCAGACGUGAAGACGUAACUGAUAGUAAUGAAGAACCUCGCGUCGUCGAACUGGAGAAAGGUUCUCAAGGCUUGGGCUUUAAUAUAGUCGGUGGGGAAGAUGGCCACGGGAUCUAUGUAUCGUUCCUUCUUGCGGGAGGACCGGCAGAGCGGUCAGGACAGCUGAGGAGGGGUGAUCGUCUCUUGGCAGUUAAUGACAUCGAUAUAACGCACGCCACGCAUGAACAGGCUGCUAAAGCUCUCAAGGGCACGGGGCAGAACGUGAAGCUGACAGUAGUGUACAGGCCACAAGAGUACAAUAAGUUUGAGGCUCGUAUUAACGAGCUAAAACAGCACCACACGCUUCUAAGGACAUCGCAGAAACGCUCCUUGUAUGUCAGAGCACUAUUCGACUAUGACCCAGUGAAAGAUGACGGCCUUCCUUCGAGAGGUCUCCCGUUCAGAUACGGAGACAUUCUACACGUCACCAACGCCUCCGAUGACGAGUGGUGGCAAGCUAGACGGAUAGACACUCCGGACGCAGACGCAAUAGGCAUUAUCCCCUCAAAGAAGCGCUGGGAACGCAAGCAACGUGCGCGUGACCGCCAAGUCAAGUUCCAAGGACAGGGCACCCCCGUGAGUACUAGCCAAUCGACAUUAGAAAGGAAAAAGAAAACACUGUCGUUUAGCAGAAAGUUCCCCUUCAUGAAGAGCCGAGAAGACGGCAAGUCCGAAGACGGUUCGGACCACGAACCUUUCAUGCUUUGUUACACUCAGGAGGACACUAAUGCGGACGGGGAAAUCUUGUACCGAGUGGAACUUCCCAUGAUGGAGGAGAUAACGCUCAUAUAUCUCGAGGACGAGAGUCAAGACGAGAACGUGUUGUCGUACGAGACUGUGCAGCAACUGACGAUCAGCUACACGCGGCCUGUGAUCAUUCUCGGACCGCUCAAGGACAGGAUAAAUGAUGACCUUAUCUCCGAGUUCCCUGAUAAAUUUGGCAGCUGUGUACCACACACGACGAGACCGCGUCGUGAUUAUGAAGUGGAUGGUCGAGACUACCACUUCGUGGCAAGCCGCGAGCAGAUGGAGCGCGAUAUUCAAAACCACCUAUUCAUAGAGGCCGGCCAGUAUAACGACAACCUCUAUGGCACCUCAGUCGCCUCCGUUAGAGAGGUCGCUGAGAAGGUACAUUUUUGUAAUAAUAAUACAUAUAUUUCAAGUAACAUUGACUCAUAUAAUUUGUUAGUAAACCACGUAAUACUAAUAUUGGUAGGUUACAAAAUUAUACACUAUUUUAUGAUUAAACGAACUUACCUUAAGUGA